Molecule: messenger RNA, 2208 nt
Organism: Canis lupus familiaris (dog)
Lineage: Eukaryota; Metazoa; Chordata; Mammalia; Carnivora; Canidae
Gene: STON1
Product: stonin 1
Exons: 3
Coding region: 1-2208 (735 amino acids)
Biological process (GO): regulation of endocytosis; synaptic vesicle endocytosis; clathrin-dependent endocytosis
Cellular component (GO): synaptic vesicle; AP-2 adaptor complex
Molecular function (GO): clathrin-cargo adaptor activity
Source: RefSeq, marked provisional
AUGUGUUCCACAAACCCAGGCAACUGGGUCACAUUUGAUGAUGACCCUGCUUUUCAGUCUUCUCAAAAGUCAAAGAAUUUACCUCUGGAGAAUCAAGGCAUUUGUAGGCCCAAUGGACUUAAGCUGAACCUUUCUGGUGCUAAGGAAUUUCCCAGUGGAUCUUCCUCUGCCAACAGUACGCCUCUCUCCUCUCCCAUCAUAGACUUUUACUUUAGUCCAGGACCUCCAAGUAACUCUCCUCUUUCUACACCUACCAAGGACUUCCCAGGUUUUCCUGGCAUCCCCAAAGCAGGGACUCAUAUGCUUUAUCCUAUCCCAGAAUCAUCCUCAAACAGUCCACUAACAACAUCAGGAGGAGGCUCUUCCUUAUUGCCUACUAAAUCAACUUGUUUAUCCCACACUUCCUUACCCAGUGAGCACGCAUGUACACAUCCUGCUCCCAAAGUGGGUCUUCCAGAUGAAGUUAGCCCUCCCCAGGCCGAAAGCCUAGGGUUUCAAAGUGAUACUCCCCAGUUUCAGUAUUUUCGGGAGGACUGUGCUUUUUCAAGUCCAUUUUGGAAAGACGAAGGCAGUGUUUCCCAGUUUGCCUUUGACCCUCCAGGAAGCAGAAAGAUGUACGCAUCAAGAGACAAAGACAUGCCUGUCGAUCAAAAAAGCUUAAAUCAGUGUUCACUCAACUACAUCUGUGAGAAACUUGAACAUCUCCAAUCAGCUGAGAACCAAGACUCCUGUGGAAACUUGUCUAUGCAGUGUCAGUAUGCUGAAGACACUGCCUCUUCCUUUGUCCCCCACACACUCUUCAGGAGUCAGCCCAAACCUGGAUGGUCUUUCAUGUUGAGGAUUCCUGAGAAGAAGAACAUGAUGUCUUCCCGUCAGUGGGGACCAAUUUUUCUAAAAGUCUUACCUGGUGGAAUUUUGCAAAUGUAUUAUGAGAAGGGCUUAGAAAAACCAUUUAAGGAGUUACAGCUUGAUUUGCACUGCAGGCUUUCUGAACCCAAAGUUGAGAACUUUAGUGUGGCAGGAAAAAUCCAUACUGUGAAGAUUGAACAUGUGUCUUACACAGAAAAAAGGAAAUACCACUCUAAGACAGAAGUCGUUCAUGAACCAGACAUCGACCAGAUGCUGAAGUUAGGGUCCACAGAGUACCACGAUUUCCUCGACUUCCUGACUACUGUGGAGGAGGAGCUGACGAAGCUGCCAGCUGUUUCGAAACCAAAAAAGAUCUAUGAGGAACAAGAAAUUUCCCUGGAAAUUGUGGACAAUUUUUGGGGUAAAAUCACAAAAGAAGAAGGAAAAUUGGUUGAAAGUGCUGUCAUAACUCAAAUCUGUUGCCUCUGCUUUGUGAAUGGAAACACGGAAUGCUUUUUAACCUUGAAUGACCUUGAGCUGCAGAAGCGAAAUGAACGCUAUUUUGAAAAAGACCCAGAAAAGAAGGGGAUUGAUAUUCUUGACCAUCAUUUUCAUAAGUGUGUGAAAGCACAAGAAUUCGAGCAAUCAAGAAUCAUUAAGUUUGUCCCGCUGGAUGCCUGCCGGUUUGAGCUGAUGCGUUUUAAGACUUUGUAUGGUGGGGAGGAUCUUCCCUUUACCCUCAAGUCUGUCGUGGUUGUCCAGGGGGCAUACGUGGAGCUUCAGGCCUUUGUCAACAUGACCCCAUUGACUCAGAGACCAUCCUGUGCCAGUUCCUUGAGGUCCUGUGACAACAUAAUGAUACACUUUCCUGUCCCAUCACAGUGGAUCAAGGCCCUCUGGACCAUGAACCUCCAGAGGCAGAAGUCCCUGAAAGCCAAAAUGAACCGCCGGGCGUGUCUGGGGAGUUUACACGAACCUGAAUCUGAACCUGUUAUACAGGUCACUGUGGGCUCCGCAAAAUAUGAGAGUGCCUACCGGGCCGUGGUAUGGAAGAUUGACCGGCUUCCCGAUAAAAAUUCAAGUCCUGAUCAUCCCCACUGCCUGUCUUACAAACUAGAACUUGGAUCAGACCAAGAAAUUCCCUCUGAUUGGUAUCCAUUUGCAACUGUUCAGUUCGGAAUGCUUGACACCUGUGCCUCGAAGACAGAGGUCAGGUCUCUGGGGGUAGAGAGUGAUGUCCAGCCACAGAAACACGUUCAUCAGCGAGCUUGCUACAACAUUCAGGUCGAAAUAGAAAAGAAGAGGAUUAAAAUCGAUGGAGAAGACCCAGAUAAAGCUGGUGACUGUAUAACUCAGUAG